Messenger RNA from Apodemus sylvaticus (European woodmouse), 2241 nucleotides. It is a transcript of the gene Clnk, whose product is annotated as cytokine dependent hematopoietic cell linker. The transcript is spliced from 21 exons. The coding region runs from base 276 to 1919 and encodes 547 amino acids. Gene Ontology annotation, biological process: intracellular signal transduction; cell surface receptor protein tyrosine kinase signaling pathway. The record is from RefSeq and is a predicted model, not a curated record. Lineage: Eukaryota; Metazoa; Chordata; Mammalia; Rodentia; Muridae.
CUGACCUGCUACGAGGCCAAACUGCCCAGGUCUGUGGCUGCGUUUCUCAGAAAACCAAAACUAACAGGCAGAUACAAGGCGGUCUCGGCUUAAGGACUCUGCUGAGGGGAGAGAACAUGUCAGCCCAACCUUACAUACUAUCCUGAAUUCUCCAGGAUGCGACGACCAUGGACUUCCUUUCCAGGAUCUAGCCAUCUCAACGCUGAGCCCUUGACUGAACGAACGCUGAGCAGGCUGAGCUGAAGAUUCCUCUCAUUUGCCAGGUGCCAAGGACAAUGACCAGCCAGGGCAAUAAAAGGACAACGAAAGAAGGAUUCAGUGAUCUGAGAUUCCAGAACAUCUCUCUGCUGAAAAAUAGGUCAUGGCCACGCCCCAGCAGUGCCAAAGGGCGGUGUCGGGCAGUUCUGGAACCACUUCCGGAUCACAGAAGGAACUUGGCUGUGGUCGCAGGUGGAGAGAAAUGCAGCAGCAACAACAACUACGAAGACCCUGAGCUCCAGCUGCUGAAGGCAUGGCCGUCGAUGAAAAUUUUACCAGCCAGGCCUAUCCAGGAAUCGGAAUAUGCAGAUACACGCUAUUUCAAGGAUAUGAUGGAGGCUUCCCUUCUGUUACCUCCCAAGGCUACUGUCUCCACUGAGAGACAAGCCAGGGAUGUGGGAAUGAAGCAACAGGAUGAAGUGGAAAUGCCUACCUCCAAGGAUGUCAGAAGCCAACACUUUAAAGGAUUCAAAUACACAAAAGUGAACAAGACUCCUUUGCCACCUCCUCGGCCUGCCAUCACUCUUCCCAAGAAGUACCAACCCUUACCCCCAGCACCACCAGAGGAGAGCAGUGCACACUUCCCUCCAAAACCUACCUUUCCAGAAGUUCAGAGGGGGUCCAGGCAGAAGAGCACAAAAGACUUCAGAAAGGACCUUGGAGCAGAAGAAGAAUCUCAUCACCAGACAAAGCCAGAAUCUUCUUGCCCAUCACUAAACCAAAGCACUCAGAAGAGUCCGCCUGCCAUUGCCAGCUCUUCCUACAUGCCAGGAAAGUGCAGUAUACAAGCCAGAGGUCCUUCCCUCACUCCUAUGAGAGGGUGCUCCCUUCACACAUACCAAGUCUCUACCAGAUCAGACUCAUUCUCUCCCACUGAGGCCCGUACAAGGCAGCCAUGGAGACUGAGCACAUCUGCUACAUAUCUGUCAGACCAUACAGGUAUCAUGCGACACUGUCCUCCUCAGAGAUGCCAAGCUGCAGCCAGCCACAGCCCUCAUAUGCUGCCCUAUGAAAACACAAACUCAGAGAAACCGGUCCCCACAAAGCCUGAUGAGAAGGAUGUUUGGCAGAAUGAAUGGUACGUUGGAGAAUGCAGUCGCCAGGCAGUGGAAGAGGUGUUAAUGAAAGAGAACAAGGAUGGUACCUUUCUGGUCCGAGAUUGUUCCACAAAAUCCAAGGCAGAACCGUAUGUUUUGGUGGUGUUUUAUGGAAACAAGGUCUACAAUGUGAAAAUCCGUUUCCUCGAGAGCAACCAGCAGUUUGCCCUGGGCACAGGACUCAGGGGAAAUGAGAUGUUUGAUUCUGUGGAAGACAUCAUUGAACACUACACGUAUUUUCCCAUCCUGCUAAUAGAUGGGAAAGACAAGGCCGCGCGCGGGGAACAGUGCUACCUCACCCAGCCUCUGCCUCUCGCCAGGCUCCUUCUGACUCAGUCCUGCAGCCAGGCACUUCAUGAAAAUUCAAUUACAGGGAAGAGGAGCAGUGUGAGGAACAAGAGCCCUUGUGAGUACCUGCUUGAAGGCAGACCGCAGAAAUAUGUGGGCCAUGAUGUGAAGUGGCCAGGGGUCCAGACUUCGGCCUACUCUGUGAACCAUGACAUCGAUGGAACUAGCAGAUCCACAGCAAGGGACUUGGAGGAUCCUGGCUCAUCCCAAGCCUAAAGCAGGGACUCGUUCAAGUAGCAGUGAAGACAUUUUUAAUAGUUUAAUGAUGCACUUCCAUUCAAGGGAAGAGAAGAGCUGUCCUCAAACCAGUACUGAUGCGUAUGGCGGCACAGCACAUGGUGAUGCUGUUUCUUCUCAGGCAAAGAGAUUUGCGUGUACCCUUACGUCCUAACACAGAUGCGGCAGUGGACAUUCAAAGAAGUUACUGAUGUCUUUCAGUAUAAGAAGCAAGCCCAGACUGCAGCCCAUUUUGCCUGUUCCAUAUCACUGCAUCAUUCCAGUUAUAUCCUCCACUCUGGGGUGUUUAAAUUGAGCUAGG